Messenger RNA from Eurytemora carolleeae, 1780 nucleotides. RefSeq lists its product as uncharacterized. The coding region runs from base 152 to 1714 and encodes 520 amino acids. The transcript has 16 exons. The record is from RefSeq and is a predicted model, not a curated record. Gene Ontology annotation, cellular component: neuron projection. Lineage: Eukaryota; Metazoa; Arthropoda; Copepoda; Calanoida; Temoridae.
GUCCAGCAGGGGAACUUGUUGGUUUAAUCAUCCUCAACCUAUCCUUACUCCGGAGGAUACUAACACUGCCUAGGUUCAGCUAGUUUGGAUCAAAUUGCUCAAAAACAAAUAUUUUACGAUUGUAAAGAUCCCAGCUACUGGAGAAUUAACAAUGAAGCUUAGAAGAACUCUUUACUCUACGACGAACACACUGUUCCUUAUCUCCCUUACUACAACCCUAUCCUUAGGAAACUCUGUGGAUGGGUCUGGAGGUGAACCUGAUUUUAUCUCCGGAGUAAAGAACGUUACUGUACCGGAGGGACGGGAUGUAACUCUCUCCUGCUCCGUCAGAAACCUUGGAUCUCACAAGGUUGCUUGGAUACACUAUGACAGAUCAGCAAUUCUAACGGUACAGAACAAUGUUAUCACAAGGAAUCCUCGUAUUGGGGUAUCUCACGACGGAGUUAGUGUUUGGAAUCUACAUAUCAAAGAUGUUGAACGCUCUGAUGAAGGUCAGUACAUGUGUCAAAUAAACACAGCUAGAGCAAAGACCCGGCUUGGAAACCUUCAUGUUGUAGUACCUCCCCGUAUCCUGGACGGGUUGAGCUCCAGUGAUAUGGUUCAGACAGAGGGAUCUAAUGUUAGUCUGGAGUGUGUAUCAGCUGGAAGUCCUGAUCCAAGUAUUAUCUGGAGAAGAGAGGACGGAAAACUUAUGAAUAUAAAUAAAAAUGAAUCAGUUGAGGAGGUUGAGGGGCAUGUACUGAAGCUAUGGAAGGUGAGCAGGAUGGAUAUGGGAGCGUACAUGUGUAUCGCCAGGAACGGUGUUCCACCUUCUGUCAGUAAACGGAUUCAACUUGGUAUAGAUUGUAAGAUCGCAACACGUCUCAGGAUCACAACACUUCUCAGGCUCACCAUUCGUCUCAGGCUCACCAUUCUUCUCAGGCUUACCAUUCUUCUCAGGCUCACCAUUCUUCUCAGGCUCGCCAUUCUUCUCAGGCUCACCAUUCUUCUCAGGCUCUACAGGACAACUCUGUGGAACAGGACAACUCUGUGGAACAGGACAACUCUGUGGAACAGGACAACUCUGUGGAACAGGAAAACUCUGAAGGAGAUUUCUGAACAUUUGAAAACUCCUGGGAAUAGGAAAACUUGGUGUCCGGGAUUAUUGAAAGAAUUGUUGAAUGAACAGGACGGAGAAAUGAUUCAUCAAGACGAUCAUUUUACCAUCACACAAUCCAGAGGAUCUCCUGCAUACAAGGUUGAAAUGAGCCUUGUAAUAACAAGCAUCAGGAAUACAGAUUUCGGGAAGUAUAAAUGUGUUGCGAAGAAUCCAAGAGGACAAACAGAUGGAACAAUCUCCUUAUACGAAAAGAAGCGCCCCUCUACAAUACCACAAGCAACAACAACAACAUUGAGAACAACAACUCUACUAGCCUAUAAGGUUCGGUUCGAUCACCAGGUCAAUUCAGGAGAAAGGGAUAAAUCUGGGUUCAAUCCGAUCAAUCAAGGAGAUAGACGUGGAAACCAAGGGAACAGUGGACAGUUUAGAUUCGAACAAACUGAACAAGAUGAACCUGAGCGUGGGUUCUCCUUCUCCUCCUCCUCCUCUAGUUAUGGGUCGAACCAACCGCUCAUCAUCUCUACUCUUUUCCCUACUCUGAGCUCAGCUUUCCUACCUAUUCUUAGCUUUCUCUCCACCCUGAAAAAUUGUCUCAAUAUCUUCGAAUAUCCAUAAACAUAUCAAUAAAGUUCUUUUCUUAAAAAAUAAUUUUAAAGAAAGGAUUUAGUUUUUUUCUUAUUU